AUGGCCUCAAUUCUAGCUCCCGGCCGGGGCAUGGCCCUGAGCAAGGCCUUUUCCGCGGCCGCAGCCUCGCCCUCCUCGUUACCCUCAAUACUACCCGCCUCGACGACGACGACGAUUGCCUCCCCGAGCAGAUUCGCUUCUGCGCGACGACAGUUCUCAACGACGCAAGGCCGACCGUCAAAACUGGGCAUCACGCCGCUUUCCAUCCCGCCGGGCGUGGAGGUUGUCAUGGGAGAGCCAAAGGCGUUCCGAUCGGCGACGUCGUAUAAGCCGGUUGUGAAGAAGAAGAUUACCGUAAAGGGACCAUUGGGAACUCUGAACAUGGAUGUGCCCGAGUUUGUGGACCUGGUUCAGAACGCCGAAGAAAAGACUGCGACGCUCAGCGUGAGAGACCCGAAUGCGAAAGAGCAGAAAGAAAUGUGGGGAACAUCAUGGUCCUACCUCAGCAACCACAUCACCGGCGUCUCCGAAGGCCACACAGCCAUCCUUCGCCUCGUCGGCGUCGGCUACCGUGCCAGCGUCGAGCAGCGCGGCGCAAAGGAGCAGUACCCGGGCCAAAAAUUCCUUUGCCUGAAGCUCGGCUUCACACACCCCGUCGAAGUGGGCAUUCCCAAAGGCGUGACGGUGACGACCCCGUCACUGACGCGCAUCCUGCUCGAGGGCCCUAAUCGGGAGGUGCUCAUGAGCUUUGCGGGCGUGGUGAGGAAUUGGAGGAAGCCGGAGCCGUAUAAGGGCAAGGGAGUGUUUAUUAACGACGAGACGAUUAAGCUGAAGCAGAAGAAGAUUAAAUAA
Trichoderma gamsii is the source of this 792-nucleotide messenger RNA. RefSeq lists its product as hypothetical. Lineage: Eukaryota; Fungi; Ascomycota; Sordariomycetes; Hypocreales; Hypocreaceae. Gene Ontology annotation, cellular component: ribosome; mitochondrial large ribosomal subunit. Bases 1 to 792 code for a protein of 263 amino acids. Gene Ontology annotation, molecular function: structural constituent of ribosome; rRNA binding. Gene Ontology annotation, biological process: translation. The record is from RefSeq and is a predicted model, not a curated record. The transcript has 3 exons.